This is a messenger RNA of Penicillium daleae, 786 nucleotides long. RefSeq lists its product as uncharacterized. NCBI's taxonomy places the organism in Eukaryota, Fungi, Ascomycota, Eurotiomycetes, Eurotiales, Aspergillaceae. The transcript has a single exon. The record is from RefSeq and is a predicted model, not a curated record. Bases 1 to 786 code for a protein of 261 amino acids.
AUGUCCCCAACACGGGCAGUACCAAAUAUGAUGCCCGACUACGAGGUUCGGCUCCUGCUCAACCCAACUGCAGUCCUCAGCCCUGAACACGAGGUAACGGCUACCGUCCUAUCGACCUUCGAGAUGCCCCCGACUGUCACAAAACUGAAUGUCCAAUUCCUCGAUAAGAGCUCCAAGGAACUCUAUGCCGCCGACUGGAGCGCCCGUAUCCGUAAGAUCGAAAACGAGGAUAACUUCGAGCUGACGUAUAAGAAGCGGUAUGCCGUCACAGGCGGCGAUAUUGAAGCUGCUCUCCUUGUGGCUAACAACGAUGGCUUCAACGCUGGCAACGCAAAAUACGAGGCGCAAGUCGAAUGGGGUUACCAGAAGCAGACACUUUCUGUUAGCCGCAAAAAAACGGUAGCGGACUCUGGGAAAACCGGAAUGGAUCUGCCAGGAACAAGCAACUCCCGUAAAAUGCUGAUCGAUAAUGCGCCGAACAAGUUCGAUAAUUGGAGGUCCAACAAAUGGGGUACUGACACGUUAGCAGUAUCGCGCAUCUUUGGCCCCAUCCUCGUGAGGCGCUCUGCUGGCUCGUGGAACGAGAUGCCCCUAUACCUGGAGAUCUGGCCCCUCCUGGACCUCCAGGGUACGGGAAUUGAGUACAUGGUUGAGGUUUCUUUCAAAACAAAGAACCACAAGACAGCCUUAACCGAGAAGACCAAUUUAACCGCUUACUUGCAGAGCAAGGGUUGGUUUCUCGCAAAGGACUCACUAAAGGCAUCGGUUAUUAUGGAGCGCUACUGA